This is a messenger RNA of Benincasa hispida (wax gourd), 929 nucleotides long. RefSeq names its product putative WRKY transcription factor 50. Gene Ontology annotation, biological process: regulation of DNA-templated transcription. The record is from RefSeq and is a predicted model, not a curated record. Gene Ontology annotation, molecular function: DNA-binding transcription factor activity; sequence-specific DNA binding. Lineage: Eukaryota; Viridiplantae; Streptophyta; Magnoliopsida; Cucurbitales; Cucurbitaceae.
AAUGGUCGAGACGAAUUUUUCGUACGCAUUGAUUUAGUCGUAGAUUGAAUUGAAUCAAUAUCGAUUGCCCAUGGAAGGGGUUGGGUUUUAGGGAGAAUAAUAAUGUUGAAGUGAAAUGGACAUAUAUUUAGUUGCAAAAGUCUACUCAGAGUCAUCUGUUAUGGCAUACCCCACAAACUUCAUAUUCUACACUUUGAAGCUCUUCAUCUUUCAUUAUAUUAAGCAUUAGCUUUGAAGCUUCCUAAGUUUGGAGGAAGUAACCAGCACCUCACUAUGUCGGAGAGCGAUCUUUUCGAGAAGCCGGGGUUUGAGUUUACAAACUGGAUGUUCGAUGGGUGGCUGAAUGAAACCUCUUCGUCUCUGGCCGACUCGGUGAUGUACCCGGUUUAUCAAGAGGGAGAGGUUGAUGAGUUUGUUGGGAACACCAUUCACCAAGGAGAGCCUAGCAACAGAGACAGUGGGAGAGAGAGGGAAGUUGGAGAAAGAUUUGCAUUCAAGACAAAAUCAGAAGUCGAGAUUCUUGAUGAUGGUUUCAAGUGGAGGAAAUAUGGGAAGAAGAAGGUGAAGAACAGCCCAAAUCCAAGGAACUACUACAAAUGCUCCGUCGAAGGCUGUCCGGUGAAGAAAAGAGUGGAAAGAGAUCGUGAGGAUCCGAAGUACGUGAUAACGACAUACGAGGGUGUUCAUACUCAUGAAAGUUCUUGAUAUUUGUUUAUUUUUACAUCAAAUCUUCUAAUGUUUAAUGAGAAAAUGUGGAUUUACUGUGGAGAAAUUGAAACAGAGUAUGAAAAUCAAUGUUGGGUAGAAGUUCUAGCUUCAAUAGGUUGAUGUUGUCUGGUCUGGAGUUCUGUGGGGGGUAGAGGCCCCAAACCAAACAGCAUCAUAUUCACUGUUACAUAUAUAUUGAUGACAGAUUUUUUUAUCGAAUA